Messenger RNA from Microsporum canis CBS 113480, 627 nucleotides. RefSeq lists its product as hypothetical. The record is from RefSeq and is a predicted model, not a curated record. NCBI's taxonomy places the organism in Eukaryota, Fungi, Ascomycota, Eurotiomycetes, Onygenales, Arthrodermataceae. Bases 1 to 627 code for a protein of 208 amino acids. The transcript is spliced from 5 exons.
AUGGCUUCUCUGAUGGGAGUUUUGCGCCCUAUCAUGGGCCCAGGGAGAGCUCUAUACAGACAGCUUUCCACGCUCUCCAAUAAUCCUCACAUCUAUGCAUUCCCUAAUUCAACAGGCACAAGCCAUACGUUAUCUCUCCUACCAACCUCUCCACCAACUCCUGCCCUCGCAAUUGGAACAACGACUACUUCUGCCCUCCCUCCAACGCCAAACACUUUCUCCCCUAACCCGGAAUUCAUCUCUAUCCUAGAUUCUGUACUGGCAGAACAUGCCUGCCAGGACCCAGACACCGUAUCCGCUGCACAUGUAAUGGCAUCAACGUCAGGCGCGAAUCUCUUCUCGCGCAUGCAUGGCAAGGUGGAGGGAGCAGAGUCGGCUGGCAGAGGUGGAUUCAUUCACAUCGCUGACUCUAGAGAGCCGCCAGAGUAUGGCCGGAUACCUUCGCCUGAGGAUAUAUUUGGUUCUAUCGAGGUUGAUGGACAGGGGAAUAUUGAAGGGAAAGGAAACUACCAGGGUAGCGGAACAUAUCGCAUUGUUACGAGAAACGGAAUCCUAGGUCUAAGUCCGUUCCUCAGGGAAAAAUUGGUCGAGAGGUUGAAGGCCGAAGAGGAGAAGAUACGACGUUAA